AUCCAUCAGUUGUAUCAAACCUUUUCGAUCGAUUCUAUUAUUAUUGGUUCCACCGAAUUACCCAACUAAACAGUAAAAUGGCUAAAAUCGCAACUUUCGCUGUUGCCGUCCUGUUGGCCCUGGUUGCUUCCGCCUCUACUGGAAAUGUCGAGCAACCUGCUGGAAGCAUCGAAGCUAGAAUUCAGACCGUGGAAGACAUGGCCGCUUUCAAGGCGGCCCAUUCGAAUCUGAAGUUGGUGCCGAUGGAUCUUUUCCGGGGACCCCGGAACCAGUUUAUCUACACCUUCGGAAGCAGAGUUGCAGGUGACAGCCUGGUGGCAUACCUUCAGUACAGCUGGGGACCCGAGGACACACCGUUCGAUUACCACCUGAUGCUAGGCUAUCCACAGUCGGGCCAGGGCUCGGUGGUCAGUUUCGUGCAGGUUAUCGUGAACCAAAGUUCUGCCCUGGGGCAAGCAUAUGUGGUAGCCGGUGGAGUCGGCCAACGCUACAUUCAGGUGCUUGUCGAGGCGUUCGAUACUACGUUCUUCAACUCCUAUACAGAGGUUUUCGGAACGGGCUAGAAAACUCAUUCUGUUCAUACGGUGGUGGGAAUAAAAACAUAUUUGAUUUAACAAAA
Molecule: messenger RNA, 619 nt
Organism: Wyeomyia smithii (pitcher-plant mosquito)
Lineage: Eukaryota; Metazoa; Arthropoda; Insecta; Diptera; Culicidae
Exons: 2
Coding region: 78-563 (161 amino acids)
Source: RefSeq, a predicted model, not a curated record